This is a messenger RNA of Macadamia integrifolia, 1435 nucleotides long. Its product is annotated as transcription factor bHLH113-like. The record is from RefSeq and is a predicted model, not a curated record. The coding region runs from base 414 to 1202 and encodes 262 amino acids. Gene Ontology annotation, cellular component: nucleus. The transcript has 6 exons. Gene Ontology annotation, molecular function: RNA polymerase II cis-regulatory region sequence-specific DNA binding; DNA-binding transcription factor activity, RNA polymerase II-specific; protein dimerization activity. Gene Ontology annotation, biological process: regulation of transcription by RNA polymerase II. NCBI's taxonomy places the organism in Eukaryota, Viridiplantae, Streptophyta, Magnoliopsida, Proteales, Proteaceae.
AGAAACCACACGCACCAGGCACAGUUCUCUCGACGGAAGCGGUUUUUAUAGUCUUUUGACUGGGACGGUGAAACCGAAACCGAAGAAGCCUGGGAAUCCCUCCUCCAGUCCAAGAGUCCAAGGAGUUCUCAGAGAGGUCUCAAUCUCUCAGAGCUUCAGAGCCCCAGCCACUGCAAUAUAACAAGAAUGGAUAAAAGGCCAAACAAGAAAACAAAAACUCUGAGCAAGAAACGAGCUGUAAUCUGAAAAAGGGUCCUCCCAGUCUCUUCCUGCCAUCACUAAAGACUACGAAGCUUCCGACGUUUACUCCUAGAAACGCUAGGCGACAUUGCCAUUCAAUCUCCCUCUGUGGCUUCUGUCCUAUUUCACGCCACUUUGCUCUCUUAUAGCUAUUAGUUCUGUGAAGGCCUUUAAUGGCAUCUGUGAACGAGGGUUUCGACGAAGACCUGUUCCCUGGCGGGAAUUUCACUGAUUUUCUAGGUUCCGUAGACGACGCUAGUCUUGAUAUGGCCGGCACUGGAAGCUUUAUCUUUCCGGUAGAAAACACUCCUGAGAUACUCUGUUUUGAGAAACCAUGCAACCAAGGAGACAAUGCGCUCAGUGAGUAUGGGGUGGUCGCCCAGAAAUCGGGAACCACGGCUAGUGACUCUUCUUCGGCUACAUCUAGCAAUCACAGUAGCACUGGUAGCUUCUCCAAGUCCCAAGGCGGAGAAGCUAAGAUAGAGCAAAAGAAACGAAAUGAAUUGGACCUGGGAUCGGUUCCUGCUUCGGGCUUGGUCCCAGGAGUUCCAUUUGGCAACCAGAGAACGAACAAGAAGGCUAAAACAGAGAACCCCGCCUCGACAGGGCCUGCAAAGGCGAAGAAAGAGAGGAUUGGAGAACGGAUUAUAACAUUGCAGAAACUUGUUUGUCCUUACGGGAAGACAGACGCGGCUUCAGUUCUUCACGAAGCGAUGGGGUAUAUUAGAUUUCUCCAUGACCAAGUUCAGGUUUUGAGUUCUCCGUAUAUGCAGCGACUGCCAUCGUCUGAACCUGUUCAUGUAAAUGAGGGAAGAGGGAAGGAAGAAGAAGGAUCAAAAUGCGAUCUGAGGAGCAGGGGCUUGUGCUUGGUUCCAGUUCAAUGCAUGGCUCACGUGGCCAAUAGUAAUGGAGCUGAUUUCUGGUUGUCCGGCAUGGCAUCCAACUCAAACUCCAAGCAAUGACUUCUCAGACUUCUUAUACAAAAUUUACAGAGCUAAAAAAAGCAGAAGAGCUGAUUCUUUUUGGGCUCUUUUCUUUGCUUUCAUGGCUGCAUUUACAUAUCAAAAUAGAUAACAACAUAUGAAAUAAUUAGGGUUUUUUUCCUUUUUUUUAUUUUAAGUUUUUCUUGGAAAGUGAGGAGCUCUCCUCUAGUGUGAUUAUGUGGUUAAAAAACCAAUACAAUUGAUUAAACUGA